AUGCUAUUCAACUACACACGCCUCGAUGGAAAUUCCACUAACAUCGAUUGGUCCGGCAAAAUCAUAUGGGAGAAUGGCGACGAGUACAUUUCAAUACACUGCUCACUGAUCGGCGAAGACGGAGCAUGCGAUUCGUGGAGAGUAUACGUGUGGUCUGAUGAGGAUCACAUGGACCAGCCAACAAUUCAUGAAAUCUACAGGCAACUACAGGCAUUCUGUAUCGACCCGACUGAUCUGAUAUUCCUCAAUACUUUUCGUAAGUUCAUUAAAACCGUUUCCAAGUACAGAUUGUACCGCUUGCUGGGUACGACUGUUGAGGAAUAA
This is a messenger RNA of Cooperia oncophora, 324 nucleotides long. NCBI's taxonomy places the organism in Eukaryota, Metazoa, Nematoda, Chromadorea, Rhabditida, Trichostrongylidae. The record is from the annotation of a GenBank genome assembly.